AUGCCUGGUUUGGAAGAUGUUGACGCCAGUGACGAGGAAGACGAAGAGGAUGAGGAAGGGGAGGUUGAAGAGACUGACGAGGCAGAACUUGAGCGUCUGAUUGAGGAGUGGACCUCACCAGUCUACGCGUUCUUCCAGCCCAUCCCUGAUAUUACCUACGAUGCCAAGGGCCGCCGUGCUCAUGAAUUCCGCUGUGCCACGGCUGUUUGUAAGUGCAAAGGGGCCAACGUGAGGAUGGUUCGGUGCUAUCUUGAUACGACGGACCGAAAAUCGACAAGAAACCUGAAGUGCCAUGCAACUGGAUGCUGGGAAGCUGAGACCAUAGAUAGUGCUUUGGAAGUGAAGGUUGACAUUUGCUCUGCUUGCGCAACCCUCGGAAACCUCAAGGAUGGUUCAAUUAUGGCUGCCUUUGAACGGAAGGGGAAAGGGAAGAUCACGUACUCACAUCGCCAGCACACCAAGCCAGAAACCUGUGUGGAGAUCGUUCGUUGGGUGGCGGAGAGUAUGUGCCCUUUCAGUAUAGUUGAAGACCAUGGCUUUCGCUGCCUCAUGAAAACGGGGAGGCCUGAAUAUUACUUACCAUCGCAUUCAACCAUUUCCUGA
Laccaria bicolor S238N-H82 is the source of this 603-nucleotide messenger RNA. RefSeq lists its product as uncharacterized. The coding region runs from base 1 to 603 and encodes 200 amino acids. The transcript is spliced from 3 exons. The record is from RefSeq and is a predicted model, not a curated record. Lineage: Eukaryota; Fungi; Basidiomycota; Agaricomycetes; Agaricales; Hydnangiaceae.